UUUUGAUAUGUCAGUAACCACAACCACUUCGACACCUGCGACGUUACGAUCUGCGAAAGUCAUCGAAGAACUCACUGAAAGGUUGACGUCUGUUUUGCAGGAGUUGGAAAUAGCCAAAACCCAGGUAAAUUUGUAACACACUCAUCGCUGUUUCCUCGCACUGAUUCCCAUUCUUGAAAUCAGCUGGAAACUACCACGCAAGCCAGACUCAGUAACGAGAAGAGUGCAAAGGAAUUCAUGAACUCAAAUACCCAGCUUCGUAGCGACAUACAAAUAUUGAUGCAGACCUUAGAAUCAAAACAGCAAAUACUAGACGCAACGCGGGCAGCUACGGCACACAAGGAACUUCAAGUCAAAACGUUACGUGACGAAGCACUACUUUCACGGAAACAACUUGAGGAGCUAGCAUCCAAGGAAAAAGAAUUGCUUGAAGGAAGAGAUAGUGCCAUUGAACAUACCCAGCGAUCGGAGCGCGAACAUCUGACAAUUCGAGAUGCAUUCGGUAGCAUACAACUCAAAUACGAGAAAGACAUACAACAAUUACAGCAUGAUUUAGAUGAUUUACAAAUACAGUUUAAGCAUAUUAGUGCUAAAAGCGAACAGUCUAUGAACAUAUUACAAAAGCAGAUGCAGAGCAUAAUGGAUUCCAGGGACACAGAUCUCUCAGAAGUCUCUCGAUUAGGAAGCUGCCUAGUCGAAAAGAAUCAGGCGUUCGCUCACAAAACAGCGGCUCAGGUUGACGAACUACGCCAAGAAAUAUCAUCAUAUAUGAACCAGUCAGAAAAUAUAGCGGGCAAUGUGGUAGGAUGCCGAGACGAGGUCAAUGGUCUAAUCACACGCAUGCGUAAUUUUGCUGCUAACGACCAAAGUAACUAGAGUGAAGAUGAAAUGUACUGAGACUGAUUACUCGUGAAUGAACUUCAGGAGAAAUUAGAGCAAUGUACACUACAUUUUAAUUUAUUCAAAACAACGUGAAAUUUACAUCGGUUAUAAGACACGGUCUGCCGAAGAGACAUAGCAGCUGCUUGCUAUAACGAUACUUUGUAGUCAUCGUGAAAUCGGCAGCAAAUAGCCAAAUCGGUAAAUGCUAGAGGAUGGAUAGUGACAGGUAAUAAUUUAGCGGUACAAUAAUUGGAUGAUUAUGAAGCUAGAGGGGAACGAUAUGGAUUUAUGAGUAAAGGC
Molecule: messenger RNA, 1182 nt
Organism: Umbelopsis ramanniana AG
Lineage: Eukaryota; Fungi; Mucoromycota; Umbelopsidomycetes; Umbelopsidales; Umbelopsidaceae
Exons: 2
Coding region: 238-876 (212 amino acids)
Source: RefSeq, a predicted model, not a curated record